CAAAAUUGCUUGAUAUGUUUACUAUUACCGCAUGAGUUGCCGCUCUCAUGUUUUGAUUGUGUCGCCGAAAUAUCACCGACAGAAAGUAGUUUUCUUAAAAAACUCUGCAACUUGUCUCAAGGAUAUAAUCAAUUCAAUGUCGCCCACUCAAAAAAUGUGGAAAGAUUUAAAUAUAUGUAUGCUAUGCAUCCUGUUCCUUUCUCUUUCUCUCUUCUCCGAUUGACCAUCGACGCGAUCAAGGUCUUGGGUGUUUUACUGCAUCCGAGUCUUCUUUGUAAGUUUGGCUCCGUGAUGGAGCAUUGGAUACCUCGAUCUCCGACAGUGUAACACGUGUUUGCUGCAUCACAUUUUGGACGAGAACGUGGCACCGUCGGUGUGAUUUCAAAUUGUGGCUCAUAAUCGGUUUUGACCCGAGAACAAUGUGGAAGUGGUGGCAGCUUUAUUAUAUCUUACAGAUAUUUGUGUUGGCAUCGGAAAGGAAAACCGCCCUCGAUACACCCUUUAAUAUAAUGUUACUCCGUGCCUUCCGAGAUUGGACUUUCGAUGCUUUCGGUAGGACAGGAACGCAGGAAAGGUAUCUACACAUAGCUCGAAAAUUAAAUAAAAUACAAGAAACUGUUCCCGAUCAUGUUCCAUUCCCUUGCAAUGUGACAGGUGGUCGGUCACCGAAAGUGCCAAACUCAGUGCACAAAUUAAGACCAGGUGAUAUCGAUGUCAUUGCCGCGAUGGGUGAUUCUCUUACGGCUGGAGCUGGCAUUUUUGCAGAUAAUUUGUUCCAGGUCGGUAUAGAGAACAGAGGAGUUACCGCGACCGGCGGAGGCCAAGGCACAUGGAGAGAAUAUCUAACUCUUCCCAAUAUCCUCAAGGAAUUCAAUCCCAAUCUGAUAGGAUAUGCAUUGGGAGACUCUUUAACGACUCACAAAGCGGCACAGUUAAAUUUUGCCGAAACCGGUGCUGAGUCUGCGGACAUGAUGUACAUGGCGGGGACACUAAUUAAGAAGAUUAAAAACGAUCCGAGAAUAGAUUUGCAUAAACAUUGGAAGUUUAUCUCGCUAAUGAUCGGAGCCAAUGACUUUUGCAAUGAAAUAUGUUGGACCUCGUCACCUUGGUCAAUCCUUAAAGAUCACAAAGUUGAACUACUUCAAGUUUUGCGAACACUAAGAGAUAAUUUGCCGCGGACUUUUGUGGCAUUGAUUCCGCCACCUCAUCUAAAAGCCUUAGUCGACUCUCGUAGAAAAGCAAGAUCAUCAUUUACUUGUUUUCUAACAACAGACUUCGAGUGCCCUUGCUUGUUUGGUUUAUCAUUUCGGCGUUUUAGGUCUAUGUAUUAUAACAUUAUAUCACAGUGGCAAAAGAUAGACAUGGAAAUCGCUUCUUAUCCAGAAUUUCAAAGAGAUGAUUUUGUAGUCGUAGCUCAGCCUGUCCUAAUAAAUUCAACUAUACCACUUGAUUCAGAUGGAUUCACCGACAUGACAUAUCUGAGUAGCGAUUGUUUUCACAUUAGUCAAAAAUUCAAUGCUUUAUAUGCAAACAGUUUAUGGAAUAACUUAUUGGAGCCAGUGGGGGCCAAAUCAAUGAGUUGGGAAAAUGUUUUCCACAAAUUUUAUUGCCCAACGCCGGAGAGACCUUUUCUGACAACGAUGUUAAAUUCACAACAAUAAAGUACUAGAAGGGAUGAAAAUAAAAAAAUAAUUCUGGUUGAGCUAACAUUUAUCGUAACGUUUUAUUUGAUUUGCUGUUUAUAUCCAUUAUCGGUUCUUACAGGUCGCAACACAUCGCGUAAUAUAAUCUUUAAGUUUCAUCUUUUUCUUCUUCUGUUUAGUCUUUUGAACAAAACUACUAAAAAUAGACUUGAUAAAAUCAACCGCUCAAGCCUUUUUUUAAAUAUCUUGUCUUAUUUAACAAACGCGAGUCGAUGAGAUCCGAGAUACAGUCGAGAAUAUAUGGUAUACAUUCAAGAAGAGAAUAGAAGGCAUCGCCUUCUGAAAAUUUCUAAGAAGCUCGCAGUAUAGUAAUACAUAAACCGAAAACGCUACUCAUUUUCUCUAAUUGUUAGCGCUUAUUCGCUACGAUAACGUUCUGUUACUAGUAUCGUUAUCAGUUUUUCAUCUUCCGACGCGCUUCGAAUAUAAUGAGUAUCGGCGCGUAAGUGUCAAUCAAGAAGCGCGAGAAAAUUGUCAUGAAAUUUUCUCUGCAUUACCUCGCGUCCAAUAUUCCCUCGAUUUCCAAUCGAGUACAAUUUUGAUUUUGUGCAACUCGCGCCCCUUGAUUUUGUUUACAGUUUUAUAAUUCGCAUGACGUUUUGUGGCUUCGAAAAAAGGAAUUAUAUCGUUACAAAAAAAUUUUGGAAGGGAAAACGAGAUGGUACUACUAAUUUUCGAACGACAAGCAACACGUUCUCAGCUUCAUGUAAUUUUGACUAAAGUAGUAAAAAUUUUUAAUAUUUUCUUUAAAAGAUAAAAUGCAAAAUUUCGAAGUCGUUAAGUUGUUACGUUGAAACUGAAAACGACAAUUGGGUCUCGUUCUGUUUGCAAAACAAGGCUCGUCGGGUCGCGGCAUAAUAUAAAUUAUUUACAAAUUCUGUCUCAUACAAUAAUUUUACUCUGAAGUAGUUCUCGUUACGCUUAGUUGUGAUACAUGCUUACUAUCGCACAAAUCAAAUUUUCUUUUCGUCACCUUUGUCCUCCUUAGCUCGAAAAUUAUUGCCAACGAUUAUGUUAUCUUCUCUUCUUCACAUUUUGACCGUUUUUAUUGUUAACUGUAGAGCGUGAUGAAAUAAAAUAUAAUAUUACAAUAGACUUCUCAUUACAUAUAGGUAUACCGAAAUACAUAUUUUGCUUUUAAUUUGCUCUUUUGAAAUAUUUUGACUCACGUUUCCGUAAUUUUACGUACAAUUGUUAUUUUCCGAGCAUCACCAAGUUUGCUCAGAAUUGUCAUUUUAUUAAAUGAGUCCAAAAAUUA
This is a messenger RNA of Solenopsis invicta (red fire ant), 2961 nucleotides long. RefSeq names its product phospholipase B1, membrane-associated. The transcript is spliced from 7 exons. The coding region runs from base 420 to 1661 and encodes 413 amino acids. Gene Ontology annotation, molecular function: glycerophospholipase activity. Lineage: Eukaryota; Metazoa; Arthropoda; Insecta; Hymenoptera; Formicidae. Gene Ontology annotation, biological process: phospholipid metabolic process. The record is from RefSeq and is a predicted model, not a curated record.